Messenger RNA from Entrophospora candida, 180 nucleotides. Lineage: Eukaryota; Fungi; Glomeromycota; Glomeromycetes; Entrophosporales; Entrophosporaceae. The record is from the annotation of a GenBank genome assembly.
AAUACACAAUUGCAGCUACUCAAAAUCAAAUUAAUGAAAUAAUGAAAGUGGUAGUUUCAAUACAUGUUCUUGAUAUCAAUAGUUUAUAUCCUACAGAAAUAGAUAAUAUAGAUGAAAACAUAGAAGUACAUAUUAAUGAUUUACAAAUAAUCAGCAACAUUACAGAAUCAAUUGGAAAAU